Molecule: messenger RNA, 2373 nt
Organism: Schistocerca serialis cubense
Lineage: Eukaryota; Metazoa; Arthropoda; Insecta; Orthoptera; Acrididae
Product: GDNF-inducible zinc finger protein 1-like
Exons: 12
Coding region: 862-2346 (494 amino acids)
Biological process (GO): regulation of transcription by RNA polymerase II
Molecular function (GO): DNA-binding transcription factor activity; RNA polymerase II cis-regulatory region sequence-specific DNA binding
Source: RefSeq, a predicted model, not a curated record
UAGUUGACGCUAUUAGUGUUUUACGAAAUCAUGAUUUAUGUCCAAGCUAAAUGUGGCAAGAAUUUAACGAAGCAUUUAAGGGUUUGCAUAUGCGAAAGUACAAUGACUGCAAUGGAACAUAUUGCAUUGUAUGCACCUACACAGGAUCUGUAUUGGUAGUUUAUUGUAUAGCAGUGGACCGCUCGAGGAUCGUAUUAGAAAAAUGGACUUGAAAAUUUAAAGCGAGGGAAAUGUCUUCUGCUGGGUCACUUUUUCCUGCGACUGAAGUAUCGUACGCAAACCCGCUCGAAGAGCCGUGCGUGUUAAAGUACCGCUUCCGUGAUGGGGAGGUGUACUGGCCUAGAUCGAAUCUGCCUGUCGGAUUAAUGACGAGGAGCGGUGUGUCGGUUAGCCUGGGUCCUGGAUACGGUUUUUAGCUGGUUCCCCACAUCCCACUAGGCUACAACUGAUGCUUCGGGUACCUGAAACUUUAUUGGCUGGGCUUUUGCAGUAGGGGCGUCAGCAUCGAAAAGUGUGCCGUACCCUGAUGGUAAUUUCAAAGUUGUGGUAUCCCACAAUUCUGAUACUAUUUUCUUUGAUCCACACUCAUUUUUACAAGUGUCACCAAUUGUAGUUGAAGAUCUGUCAGAUGUAGUAGGCUCUGAGGUGACAGCCAUUGCUUUUUCUCCUCUUUUGGCUACAAAAUGAUGGUUAUUAACUACAGAGACUGAGAAACCCAAAAAUUUGUCAGAUGUGGAACUACAGAGACUGGUUUUCUCUACCCGCUCGAUGUUUUAAAUCGAAAACAAUGAAAAUUCAUUUUCUACAAACACGAACCAAUUCGGAGAGGUUGACACCCGUGAACAUUAAUAAUCUGCCCACAUGUCGUCUCCUCGUGUUCCCGUCAAGGAAGAACCACUGGACGCUUUCACAGGGGCCGACACGGAUCCUGUAUGCAUCAAAAUUGAACCGGAACACGAUCAAUGUGCAGCUACACUUCCAGUCCCAGAAGCGACAAAAAUUAAGAUAUUUCAUUUGGAAGGUUUGAAGAGGGAAUGGAUUGAAGACAAUGUGAAGAAAUGUGGCUGGGAUGAAGCUCAGGUGUGUGAAAAAACAGCUCCAGAGACAGAUGGGGUUAAGUUACACGUGUUUGAGAAAGCAGCUGCAGAGAAAGAUGUGGUUCACGUCAAAAGAGGGCCGUGUAAGCUGUGCAUAUCAGAGGAUCCUGUAUGUAUCAAAAUUGAACCGGAACAUGAUCAAUGUGCAGCUACACUUCCGGUCCCAGAAGCGACAAAAAUUAAGCCAUUUGAUUUGGAAGCUUUGAAGCAGGAAUGGAGCGAAGAUGAUGUGGAGGAAGAUUUCUGGGACGUGGCUCAGGUACCUGAGAAAGCAGCUGUAGAGAGGGAUGGGGUUAUGUUAAAGGUGUGUGAGAAAGCGGCUGUAGAGAAAGACGGGGUUCGUGCCGAAACACCCAAAGCAGCACAGUCAUCUGAGCAGUGCGUACAGCAGGGACUGGAGAGUGCAAACACAACAGUGGACACUGUAAGGUUUAUUGUGCAAGGCCAGGAUAGGCCUCCUCCUAUCGACAAAUGUACCUCGGUAUGCACCAGAAUUGACGGGACUGCAGGCACACGAGGGAUCGGUGGCGGCCAGCAGGUACGCGAGAGGAACAAAAGGAACACGCGCGUACUGUCGGUAAAGGUAGUGUUCGCACAGAGGCGGGGUCGAGUCGAUACCCUCGAGGAGACCCGUCCCGCACCGAGCGCCGCGGUAAGUGACGGGAGGUGCGGGGAAGCGUCCGACAGCGGUCGUGGCUGUGACCCGGUCGACGGCAGUCGCGAGGUACCGUCCCGGUCGGGGGGCGACGCGGCUCCACCUGCCGGACGCGAGACGUACACGUGCGACGACGGGGAGCCCCCGAGUACGCCCGCACGGAGGCACCGGUGGACCUGCGAGACGUGCCAAGCGCCCUGCCGCAGCUUCCACGAACUCAGGGUGCACUGCUGGAAACACCAGGGGAAGCAGGUCUACGGCUGCGACCACUGCACCAGGAAGUUCGCACGCCGCAACAGCCUGAAGCGCCACUCGCUCCAGCACAUGCUGCUGUGGCCCUACGAGUGCGGCGUGUGCUACAGGCGGUUCGUCAACAACACCCACCUGGCGCACCACUCGCUCGCGCACGAGGGCAGCCGUCCCUACCAGUGCGACUCCUGCGGCAGGACGUUCUCGCGGAGCAGAGACUGCAAAAUGCACUACCGCGCGUGCGUCGGCGAGCGGAUCUACUGCUGCGACGUCUGCGACAAGAAGUUUGCCAGCGAGAGCGGCCUCCGGCACCACGGGCGCCUCCACUCCUUGCGGCAGUGUUGAGACCGUCUCUCUGCACAGUCGGGAAGG